Messenger RNA from Diatraea saccharalis (sugarcane borer), 729 nucleotides. The record is from the annotation of a GenBank genome assembly. NCBI's taxonomy places the organism in Eukaryota, Metazoa, Arthropoda, Insecta, Lepidoptera, Crambidae.
AUGUUCACCGCAACUGUACUUCUCGUCGCGUUGCGUUUCGUCGCUGCCGAUAUACCGCCUUAUAUCAAAGUGUGUCAGCGAAACGACACCAACGUCAACAAAUGCAUCAUGAAUUCGAUAGAAGAACUGCGACCGAAAAUGAUAAAUGGUAUACCAGAGCUGGAUGUGCCGGGUCUGGAGCCUCUGAGCUUGGGGCAGAUCGCACUGGCCCGCGGACCGCAAGGAGCUAAGUUGACAGCUGUUGUCAACGAUGUGAAAGUACGAGGGCCGAGCAAUUUUAUAAUUGAAGAACUAACGUCUGAUUUAGACAAGAACCGAUUCGAUUUCAAAUUGCUGUUGCCGAAGCUGGAUUUCAAUGGGAAAUACAAGAUGGACAUCCAGGUUCUCUUGUUGCGGCUGCAGGGUCGAGGGAACAUCACAGGAACCUUUAAGGACUACGCAUGCAACGUCACCAUGAAGGGACAUAAAGAAAUGCGCGGAGAAGACGAAUACUUGCAGUUUGAUCCGUUAAAAGUUAAAUUACGCGUGGGCCAGUCAUCCAUCUACCUCACCAACCUGUUCGACGGCGACCCGGUACUAGGCCCCGCCACCAAUCGCGUAAUAAACGAGAACUCACAAGUUUUCCUACAAGAAAUAAGUCCGGUCCUAGAACGCUCCCUUGGGGAACUCUUUAGAGAGAUGGCUAACAAAAUAACUUCUAAAUUCACGUACAAAGAGUUAUUCCCGUGA